Molecule: messenger RNA, 438 nt
Organism: Phaeodactylum tricornutum CCAP 1055/1
Lineage: Eukaryota; Bacillariophyta; Bacillariophyceae; Surirellales; Neidiaceae
Exons: 1
Source: RefSeq, a predicted model, not a curated record
CGUGUCGCCAUUGUUACUGGUAGCAACACGGGAAUUGGCUACGAAACGGCUCGUGCGCUAGUUCUGGAUCACGGCAUGGAAGUGAUUCUAGCUUGCCGUUCACGGGAUAAGGCCCAAGCCGCAGCCGAUCGGAUUCAACAGGCCUUCCGCACCAGCGCCAGCACUCCGUCGCAACGAGUUGGUCGUGCCGUUGUCAUUCAUCCUCUCGAUUUGGCCAGCCCACAAAGCGUGUUAGACUUUUGCGCCGCGCUCAAGGACAAAUACACCGCCGUUCACGUUCUCGUCAACAACGCCGGUCGGAACACGUCGGGAAAAUCACCCUCCGGAGGCAAUCUCGAUUUGCUCUUCGCCAGUAACUUCAUCGGACAUUUUCUUUUGACCUCACAGAUAAUGCCUUUGUUGCAAGCAGGCGUGGGUGCCAGAAUAGUAAACGUAUCG